Molecule: messenger RNA, 1485 nt
Organism: Tupaia belangeri chinensis (Chinese tree shrew)
Lineage: Eukaryota; Metazoa; Chordata; Mammalia; Scandentia; Tupaiidae
Exons: 4
Coding region: 156-518 (120 amino acids)
Source: RefSeq, a predicted model, not a curated record
UCACUACAAAAAGAGGGUCCUGCAUCUUAAUAAACCCGACUCCGCCCCUUAGUGACAGCUUCUGGCUCCACCUCCUCGGAGAGACAUGAUACUCCGCCCCUUCCGGGUGAUAGGCAAGCCCCUCCGCUAGUGCGCGACGGAGUCCCUGUGACGUAAUGGCAACGGUCCGUUUCCGGGGUGGAGCCAGGGAGGGCGGGAGAUUAGGCUGCGCCGACCCCACAGCCCCCCUCCAGGAGACGUUCGGAACCCAGGACAUGUCGGGAUUGAGGAGAUACGAGGUGGCGCUGGAGGCGGAGGAGGAGAUCUACUGGGGCUGUUUCUACUUUUUCCCCUGGCUGCGCAUGUGGCGGAGGGAGCGGAGCUCGGCGCACCCCCGGGAGCAGAAGCUGGAGCCUCUGCGGGGCCUGAUGAGCUGUCUGUCGAGCGGCCUGGGCCCUGCUCCCCAGCGCACGGGUCGUGGCCUUCCCCGCCGCGCCCCCGCCUCCGCUGGCCAGCCAGCCGGUGCAUUAAAGAUUUAAACCGAAGCCCACGUACUGCCCUCCUGACUGUCGCCGCUGCCACCACUCGGGCUGGGAGCCCCUCUUCACACUGGCACUGUUUCCUUCAGACAGGGUCUUCCUCCCCCAUAGGGUGCCCUUGCAUGUGAAGGCCCCCGUUAUUCCUAAGGGCCCCUCAGCAGCGUCAGGCUUCCUGUUCCUAUUAGUGACUGCUUCCCCUCGUGCAACCCCCCUCCCCCAAAAAAAACACCCAUCACUGUAAGUAGUCUGUGUGAAGAGAACUUAGUCUUGGUCUGUUCUUCCUCUCAGCCUCAGCCCCACACUAUGUGUUCCCACAGCCUGGACUCUGUUACCGACGUCCUCCUAGCCAAGACUUUGCUAGGUGUCUGAAGAAUCUGCUCUUCCUGGGAGAGCUCUAAAACAUUCUAACCUAGGUGUAGAAAGUAGGCUCUGAGAAGGGAAGAUUCUUAAAAACUGCCUUCCUCAACCUGCCACAGAGCAGUGAAUUUAGGGACGUUACCUAUACUCCCAACUUUGGCUCCUUCACUCUGAUCCCAGGUCUAGAGAUACUUGGCAUCAGCCUACCUAACAGUUCUUUCUACUGUACCUUCACUGGAGAGUCUUGAGAGCCACUUCUCCCUGCCAUCCCUUUCACUCUUAUCACCCAGUCAGCCCUAUACCCUCUAGCUCCUAAAGUGGUGAGAGUCACUGGCUGCUUUGUGGACCUUUCAGUCAGGGACUGGCCAUAGCACCAGAAAGGACAUGCAAUGAUUAAGUUAAAUAAUCCAAUUUCUGUCCAGGGCCAAAGCUAGUUGACUUUCAGGCUGGGAGUCCCUCUGCCACAGCAGGUCGUGGCUGAAAAGAAGACUUGGCCUUAUUUUUGGAGAAGCCAGAGGAGAAAAAUAAGGGGAUACCCAGAAGAAUUCAUUCCCAACAUGUGCCCACCUAUUCCCUGCCUUCAAAAGGUCUCUGGACCAGGAAUCAGCAG